GCUGUUUACGACAACCGCAAGACCUCAAAACUAUGGCUGACUCUAGCGUUACCGACCCGAAUGUUGCCGCCGAGCUCAAGAAGAGGAGAACCUUCCGCACCUUCUCCUACCGCGGUGUUGAGCUUGACAAGCUUCUGGACCUGAGCAACGAAGAGUUUGUCGAACUCGUCCACGCUCGUGCUCGCAGACGGUUCGGUCGUGGCCUCAAGCGCCGCCCAAUGGGCCUCAUCAAGAAGCUGCGUAAGGCCAAGAAGGAGGCUCCUCCCAAUGAGAAGCCCUCUGUUGUGAAGACGCACCUCCGGGACAUGAUCAUUGUCCCCGAGAUGAUUGGUAGUGUUGUCGGCAUCUACAACGGCAAGGUCUUCAACUCCGUUGAAAUCAAGCCUGAGAUGACUGGUCACUACCUCGGCGAGUUCUCUUGCUCGUACAAGCCUGUCAAACACGGUCGCCCGGGUAUUGGUGCAACCCACUCGUCUCGUUUCAUUCCUCUGAAGUAAAGCACUGGAUCUGGCAUUAUUCAUUGUUGUUACCUUAUGUCAUCAUCGCUGUUUCUGCUACGUAUCAAAAUAUUAUGCAGCAUGCUACCAUAUGCUCAUGCUCCAUUGGCGAC
Messenger RNA from Coniophora puteana RWD-64-598 SS2, 610 nucleotides. RefSeq names its product 40S ribosomal protein S15. NCBI's taxonomy places the organism in Eukaryota, Fungi, Basidiomycota, Agaricomycetes, Boletales, Coniophoraceae. Gene Ontology annotation, molecular function: structural constituent of ribosome. The coding region runs from base 33 to 497 and encodes 154 amino acids. Gene Ontology annotation, cellular component: cytosolic small ribosomal subunit; ribosome. The record is from RefSeq and is a predicted model, not a curated record. The transcript is spliced from 6 exons. Gene Ontology annotation, biological process: ribosomal small subunit assembly; translation.